This is a messenger RNA of Micropterus dolomieu (smallmouth bass), 2908 nucleotides long. RefSeq lists its product as uncharacterized. The coding region runs from base 225 to 1367 and encodes 380 amino acids. The record is from RefSeq and is a predicted model, not a curated record. The transcript is spliced from 7 exons. Gene Ontology annotation, cellular component: plasma membrane. NCBI's taxonomy places the organism in Eukaryota, Metazoa, Chordata, Actinopteri, Centrarchiformes, Centrarchidae.
CCGCGACCUCCUCUCCCUGUACGGUUGCUCCCUCUCCUGUACCUCGCAUGGGCUGUGUUGCCAGUGGAACCGGCGCACUGGAGCAGGGCAGCAGCAUGAGUGGCAACACAGAGGGGGUUUUCCUCUCUCCGCCGAGUCAGUGAGAGAAGAAGAGGACAGACAAAGAAGACUAAAGAAGAAUUAAGAGAAGAGGAGAGACCUCUUCUUCUUCAUUACCUGGUCCCAUGUCUCCGAAAGUGGGACCCACCGCUCAAAGCACAGGCACCCACCUCUGGAUGCUGCUGUGCCCCGUGUUUUGUACUCUGGUCCUGGCCAGAGGCUCCACGCUGAGCCCUGAGGACUCGCAGAGCACCGCUGCAACAUCGCUGCUGGAGGACUGGACCGGCUCGACGAUCCAGCUGCAGCCAGACCUGCAGACUGAAGCAGAGGGGCCAACGGAAGCACAGACAGAGGCUCUGACAGACAUGCCAACUCAGAGCACUACCCGCAACUAUACAGGUCUGUCCUGUAUCCCUGUCAUGCCACCACGUCGGGGUUCCUUCUAUGUAGAGAGUGGCACAGGAGUGUCAAUUGGCACCGUGUUGGCCUUCUGGUGCAGAGAAGGAUACCAGCUGGUCGGCAGCGACAAAAUCUACUGCAAUGUCAGGAACGGAAAACCGCAGUGGAGCAACUACCUGCCUGUCUGUGAAGCGAUCCCUAGACCUGAGGAUCGUGGUCUGAGAGUGGCUGUGUUGGCUUCAGUGGUGAGUGGCAUUGUCAUCCUCGCCAUGUCCUUGUCCUUCCUUGUCUGCUGUCUGCAGGAACGAACUAGUCGGGACCGAGCCAAGAAGGAGGGACGGAGCAGGCGCAGAGAGAAGCGCUCGGCCCGUCGCAGCGAGUGUUGGCUGGAGAGAGAAGAGGGUGACUGGGAAGCUUUCCCUCCACCCAAGAUCUUCCAUCUCUCCCAGAGAAUGAACCCCCGUCUGGCUCCCGACAGCCCCCUCUACCUGACUGGAGGACUCAGUGGAUAUGAAAACAGAGGAUACCAGAGGAGUCAGGAGAGUUUGCUGAAGGCCUCCAUGCCCGGACUCUACCGCUCUGAGUCGCAGCUUUACCCACACGUCGUCCUGCAGAGGGUCCCGACUCCGACGGCACCCUCCGCCCCUUCAGCUCCAUCCGCCCCUCUCUACCUCCACCUCCCCUCCUCCUCCUCCGCUGCCUCCUCACCAGCCCACACAACCACCCAUAGCCUGCCUCACAUCAUGGCGCAGUAUCCUACCCCGACGUACCCGCCCAACCCCAACACAGCUGUGCCAGCCUACCCCCACCCGACACCGGCGCCUAUCUACCCCAACCCCAACCCGACUCCACAGCGCCCGUGGCAGUAGCUGUGUCAUUCACCUUCCACAUUCACAGGUUGGCUGUGCCGUUCCUGCUGAAGAUGUUGACGGGCCACGCAGAGCGUCAGCGUCACCGGCAGGCUUUGGAGGCACAUGAAGUCUUCUCGUCCUCCUAACCCCUGUAUUCUCCCACAGAAAGCUGUUCCAAAGGAGACACAAAAAACUGUGUAGAAGCUCACCCUUUUGCCGCAUGCUUGCUGAACUUCUCCUGCAUUUUGAACUGAACACAUUAGAUUUUUUCCCCUUAAUUGUUUCUGAACUGCUGUUGCACACGCUGCAAGAGGAGUUCUUUGGAGAAAGCCUCAAGCAGCAGCUCGACAAGGGAACAGAGGAAGUGUUGUACAAAUUUGGUUCAACCUGCAAUGAAGGAUCAUAAAGGACUUCAACUAUGGCCGCCACUGUUUAGGCAGCUCAAAUCUCUCAGCAGACUUUUGUUAAGAAAAAGGAUCCCUAUCAGCCUUCCUGAGGUCCACUUAAUCUAAUUUAGACAGACUUAACAUGAACUUCUGAAAUCUCACGUGUAAUGAAAAGUUUUAGGUCACUUUACAGCUCUUAUUAAUAUGUCCUGGUAUUUUCCUGUGUGGAGAAAAUAGACUGAUGAUAGAGACUUAUGGGUAGCAAAUACACUGUGAUUAAUGCCGCUGUUGCUGCAACCACUGACUGCAGACGAUGUUUGUGCUGUUUGUAAGGAUUUAAUGAUAAAGUAAUCGUUUUACAUUGAUCCUCUCUCUCUCACCAAAACUAUUAACUAAAUGUAAUAAUUUUUUGUCUGUGUCUGUUUGUUUUUCUCUGUCUGUACUGCAAAAAUACUGGCAAAUUUAGUCAGGGCCCCUGCUGAAUUUAGGAACAUCUAGAAUAUACAUGACUACAAUACUGACUGGAAAUCAGACCUGGUUGAAUAAUAAAUGCAAAUAAUCACAACUUGAAAUAAUUAAAGUCUGGUUUGAGCCCUAGAUCGGUUCAGACAAAACGUUGUUAACCACACAAAAACUCUUAUGUAAUGUAACUAAGGUUCUCUGGUAAGGUAUAGCAUAAAAUAUAACAUAUUGACAUACAGACUGCAGUUUUGUCCUCAUUGCUCUGGAAACUGCACAGAAAUGCACUGAAAUGUAAAGUCUGAGCAGGGAGAUGGACGAACCUCUGAACCAUUGACCACCGUUGAUGACCUAUAAACUCUGAUUCACUUGAAAUCUCUAAACCUUAGCUGCAGUUGUGCAGUACAUGAAAUGUGGAAACUGAUCAAUUUCAUAAUAAAAGAAAUUAUCAACCUUGAAGCUUUAUAAUUCCUUUGAUCUAUCUACAUGCAUUUUAAUCAUAAACUCUACACAAGAGCUCGAGCUGUGGAGCUGUCUUCAUUUUUAAUUGAUUCAGUAGAUACACUAACAAAUCUGCACUUUACAUUUUUUGAAUGGGGGGAUUUAAAAGGAUUGGACUAGGAAGCCCUGAAUAUUUGUCUUACUGUAAAGUGUUUGUUGUAUAACAACAAGACUGCCAUAAAAGCUGAAUAAAGAGACCUUUGUUUAGUUGAA